AUGAAUUCUGAUAAUGAACUAAAUGUUAAAAACAUAAAAGACACUGAUGAUGCAAAGAAUAAUAAUGCAAAAGAUAAUAAUGCAGAAGAUGAAAAUGCAGAAGAUAAAGAUACAGAAAGUGAAGAUGCAGAGAAUGCAAGAAAUAGAUUUAAAGAGCUUCAAG
This is a messenger RNA of Cetraspora pellucida, 163 nucleotides long. NCBI's taxonomy places the organism in Eukaryota, Fungi, Glomeromycota, Glomeromycetes, Diversisporales, Gigasporaceae. The record is from the annotation of a GenBank genome assembly.